This is a messenger RNA of Sesamum indicum (sesame), 1329 nucleotides long. The record is from RefSeq and is a predicted model, not a curated record. Lineage: Eukaryota; Viridiplantae; Streptophyta; Magnoliopsida; Lamiales; Pedaliaceae.
AUGUCCCUCGAACACGGUAAUUUAGAUAGAGUAUAUGUUGCUUCUUUAUUGUUAGGACAUGUAAAAUGCAACCCAUCGUACGGAAUCAAGCAUGUCAUCCAGACUGUGAAAGACCAUACCGGAUACGAUAUAGCAUAUCAAAAGGCAUGGUACAGUUUGAAAAUGGCACGCGAGAUGGUUUAUGGCACAUGGGAGAGCUCCGUUCAAAAGCUACCCAAAUACUUGGGAGCUCUCCAAAAAUAUAAUCCAGAAACGAUUGUUGAAUGGCAACAUAAAGCCCACGACACAUCAACCGGUGCAUAUGUGAUAGGGUACGUAUUCUGGGCGUUCAAGUCGUGUAUUGAAGGGUUCAAACACUGUCGCAACCUUAUCAGUGUACUUCCUCUUGCUUUUGCAAUUGUCGAUGAAGAAUCACUUUUAUCUUGGAAGUGGUUUCUUAGACAAUUGAGCAGACACAUUAUACGAGGGCAAUGGGGUAUCUGCCUUAUUUCUGACCGCCAUGCUGGUAUCACAAGAGCUGUACGUGAAUGUCCGGAUUUCGUGCCACCUAACGGCGUGCACCGAUAUUGCUUGCGGUAUGUGUGUUCCAAUUUCAACAGUAAAUACAAAAAUAUUGUGUUGAAGGAUCUUUGUUGGAGAGUUGGCUCUGAAUAUCAGAUCAGAAAAUUCAAUCGCAUAAUGGAGGAGAUAAAGAGCCAGUCCCUCGAGGCGUUUCAGUGGUUAGAUAGGAUCGACAAGGAAAAAUGGACAGCAUCACAUGACGGUGGAUGGCGAUGCGGAAUUCUGACGACAGAUAUGUCGGAAUGCAGAGUAUUGAAAGGGGCUCGCCGCCUACCGUUGACAGCAAUUGCUGAGAUGACGUUUCAGCGAAGUGUCCAUUAUUUCCGUGAGAGGUUAGCAAGAAGUACUGUAAUGUUGACUAACAACCAACUGUGGACGGAUUUUGCAUAUAAGAUGUUCACACGUUGGCAUCAAAAUUCUAUUGAACAUACCGUCACCAAAUACCAUCAGUUCCAACAGUCCGCCUCGGUUGUUACAAGACGUCACGGUGGACAUGGAGUCAACACCCAUGUUGUCAAAAUUGCGAACCGAGAAUGUUCUUGCGGCAAAUGGAGUCAAUUUGGUAUACCUUGCAGUCACGCUCAAAAGGUAUGCGCUGCAUUCAUGAUUAAUGCUGCAUCAAUGGUGAAGGAUUAUUACAAUAUAAUGACUUAUAAGAAUACAUAUUCUAAGUCAUUUGAACCUGUACAUUUCAAAGAUUAUUGGGAUGUACCGAGAUUUGAGUUGGUCCACGAUCCUACUAUUCGCAUCUCUUCGCGCCCUGGUUGA